This is a messenger RNA of Suncus etruscus (white-toothed pygmy shrew), 1247 nucleotides long. Its product is annotated as tropomodulin-3. The record is from RefSeq and is a predicted model, not a curated record. Gene Ontology annotation, biological process: muscle contraction; pointed-end actin filament capping; myofibril assembly. Bases 59 to 1174 code for a protein of 371 amino acids. Gene Ontology annotation, molecular function: tropomyosin binding. Gene Ontology annotation, cellular component: striated muscle thin filament; myofibril. The transcript is spliced from 8 exons. Lineage: Eukaryota; Metazoa; Chordata; Mammalia; Eulipotyphla; Soricidae.
CAGCUCUCAUUGACUUCACUGAACAACAAAAGCUGAGUGAUUUCCCACACUGAAAAUCAUGACGCUACCGUUCCGAAAGGACUUAGCAAAGUACAAGGACCUGGACGAAGAUGAGCUCCUUGACAAUCUGUCGGAAAUGGAGCUGAAACAACUGGAAACAGUCCUGGAUGAUCUCGAUCCUGAGAAUGCCCUCCUGCCUGCAGGGUUCCGGCAGAAGAACCAGACGUCCAAGUCUGCCACGGGGCCAUUUGACAGAGAUCACCUCCUCUCCUUUUUGGAGAAGGAAGCAUUGGAGCAUAAGGACAGGGAAGACUAUGUGCCCUACACUGGAGAGAAAAAGGGAAAAAUAUUCAUCCCUAAACAGAAACCUGUACAGACUUUUGUAGAAGAAAAAGUAUCUCUGGAUCCAGAAUUAGAAGAAGCUUUAACAAGUGCCUCUGAUACAGAACUGUGUGACCUUGCAGCUAUUCUUGGGAUGCACAACUUGAUAACAAGUAACCAGUUCUGUAAUAUAGUGGGAAGCAGUAAUGGUGUUGACCAAGAACAUUUUUCAAAUACGGUUAAAGCUGAAAAGAUUCUUCCAGUAUUUGAUGAACCACCGAAUCCAACCAAUGUUGAAGAGAGUUUGAAGAGAAUUAAAGAAAAUGAUGUUCGUCUUGUUGAAGUUAAUUUGAAUAAUAUAAAGAAUAUCCCAAUUCCAACCCUAAAAGAUUUUGCCAAAGCUUUGGAAACCAACACACACGUGAGAUCGAUCAGUCUUGCAGCCACCCGGAGCAAUGACCCUGUCGCCGCUGCUUUUGCAGAGAUGCUAAGAGUGAACAAAACUUUGAAGAGCUUAAAUUUGGAGUCCAACUUUAUUACAGGAACUGGGAUCCUAGCACUGAUUGAUGCUUUACGAGAUAAUGAAGCCCUGUCAGAGCUUAAGAUCGACAACCAGAGACAGCAAUUGGGGACAGCUGCAGAAUUGGAAAUUGCCAAGAUGCUUGAAGAAAACACAAACAUCCUUAAAUUUGGCUACCAGUUCACACAACAGGGACCCCGAGCCAGAGCAGCGAAUGCCAUAACAAAGAACAAUGACUUAGGUAAGACACAUGCAGUGGUGUGUCAGAUCAUUAAUGAUUUGAACGAAUCAUCUUCUAAAAUAAUAAUAUUUUGUUUCCAGGUUACUUUUUAGGGGUGGGGAGUGUGAACAAACACUCUGGGGUCAGUGCUUGGGGGACUAGCCCUUUGAGACAUCUGUAUUUAAC